Nylanderia fulva is the source of this 2153-nucleotide messenger RNA. RefSeq lists its product as uncharacterized. Gene Ontology annotation, molecular function: sequence-specific DNA binding. Lineage: Eukaryota; Metazoa; Arthropoda; Insecta; Hymenoptera; Formicidae. The record is from RefSeq and is a predicted model, not a curated record.
GGUUGAACGAUUGUCCUCAUAUUACAUGACGCAUAUCUGCAUUGUUGCUGACAGUGAGUAAUAAGAAGAUUAACGCAAUCUCUCUCCUACGAAAUAGCUCUGUUCCGAACGCACAAGCACUGUAUGCACAUAUCGAGACGAGGCGAAACGAUGAAAGCGUGUCGAUUGAAAAGAGACAAAGGAUGGAUUUGACAGGACGGAAGAUCCCACGAGGCUGACAUUUGACAUUACGCAUACUUCAGCAUCGAACGUACCGAUUGGUUAUCGGAUGGAGAAUUUCCGGAUUCCCUAUUGGGAUUCUAGAAAUUCUCUAUUCAACAGCCAAUUAGUAAUGUCCGAGAAACGAAUGUCACGUCAGUCCGAGGAUCGAAUUCCGUUUUUAACCUAGAAAAAGAAAAAUCUGUAUUUUGUUAAUUUAUUGUUUUGAAUCGCUCCACGUGGAAAAACUUAGAGUAGAUUAAUUUGUAUGCCAUUUCCAACAGUCUCUAAUAAUGUGUAUAUAUUUCUACAGACGAUUCGUUCACAGAUAAGAUUACCUCUAUGUCUAUCGAUUGAAAAAAAUUGCGACUUGUACCAAUAAGUAUUGAAAUAAACAUUCGCAACAGUAUCAUGACUCGCAAAUGUGCAUUGUGUAAAGAAAGCAAUUAUAAGAGGAACAAUUAUAGUUUCUUCUCGGCGCCUAAAGAUGCAGAAACACGCAGGAAAUGGCAAAAUGCACUUGCCAUUAAAAAUUACACUGUCACAGAUGACACAUAUGUAUGUAGCAGACAUUUUCACAAGAAUGAUAUUAUUACGCAUUGGAUCAGUGGGGUACCACCACAAGUAAUAAAGAUCAAGUACAAGAAAUGUCGAUUGCGUCCAGGAGCUGUACCAAGUAAAAAUUUCCAUUCAGUUAGUAAUUUGCAAUUAAAAGAUAAAGAUAGUUUAAAUCGACAUAAAGUAGGUAUCAAGAAUUUGACAUCUAGAAAACAAGUGUCGGAAGAAAAAGAGAUCUUUUUAAUUCCUAGAAUAGAAAAAAAUCUGAGUGACAAUGAAGAUGCAGAAAAUAAAAAUACUAAUGUGCAUUAUCACACUUGUUCUAAAUCACAAGAUUAUAUAUAUAACUCGGAAGAAAAUGAUGAUUUGUAUACUCAAUUAUCAAAAGACAUGGAUAAGGAAGACGGAGAUGUCUCUAUGCAUAAUUCAAAAUUUAUAAAAAAAUCUGAGAUAAAAGAAUUGGAAAAAGUUGAAACACUCAGACGCGAUAACAGCUCCAGUCCAGAUUUCAUAGAAAAAACUGAAUCUAUGAAUGUAGAUAAAAAAAAUAAUUCAAUAUCUAACAAAUUAACUUCCAUAAAAACGUUUAAUAAAGUGAGAAAAUGUAGCAUCAAAAAAUAUAACUUGAAGAAGAAUUCUUAUUCUUCUGAAGAAGAUAGGACAUCGGUAGGAACUUCAGAGUACGAUGUCGAUUCCGCGCAUUCUUCGAAAGAGAAACCUAAUGAUUUGUACAUAAAUAAUUCAGAAUUAGUUACUUUGAAUUAUGAUUGUUUAGAUAUACAGGAUAAAGAAGCAUUCGAUGAAGUUGACGAGAAUGAGCUAUUGUUUGAAGAUUUUCUUGAAGUAUAUACAGAAGUAUCUAUACCACGUGGUUGGUCUUCCUUGGUAACAUCAAAAGGACACGCCAUCACAGUGGUGUACCUUUGUAUGGGAAUAACGAUCGAUGGAUUGCCUUUUGUAGAGAAACAAGUUUUCAUAAGGAGCGAUAUGAUGUUACGUUGUGCAGCAGCUAAUAAAGAAAUCGAUCCAUUUAUCCACAAUCUCGUGAGAGAGAGGAAACAUAGCAAAGUGAGGCGCUUAUGGGAUAUAGAAAUAUUUAUCGAUGAAUUCGAUCAACGAGAUAUUUGUCAAGGCAUAUGCGAUCCUAAAGCUUAUGAACAUUUCGAUACAAUCAAAGUUGCAUACAAGGAUGGAAUUAGAUGGAGAGACGUCUCUUGUCCAUUGAUUGUAAAUAACGAUUCAUCCAGAUGUACAAAAUGCGCCAUCUUAUCACACAUGUUACAUAAAUCUUAAAAAUUUUAUAUAAAGAAUCUUGGAGUGAGAGUGUAAGAUGAGGAUUUCUAGAUAGUAAUUAAAAUAAAAUAAGAAUUAAGAAGAAAUUCUAAAAUAAGCUUAAA